UCCCUGUUAAAAGGGUGUUUUCCUGCCACUGUCUCCUUAGGGCUGCUCUGGGGUUCAGGCAUAUGGGUUCUGUAAAGCGUCUUGAGACAAUUUGACUGCAAUUGGCGCUAUAUAAAUAAAAUCGAACUGAAUUGAAAAUAACUUUAUUCGGACCGGAAGUCGGCGUGACCAAGAUGGCAGCUUAGCGGCGGAGCUCCGACACCGUGUUUUAACCUUUUUUUUUUUUUUUUUUUUUUUUUUUUUUUAAAGAAACCCUUAUAACUGCUAUCAUCUCAUAAGAAAGAAGUGACAAGGUCAUCCCAAAACCACUAGGCGGAAAGCAGUGUGAACUUUUCAGGUGCUAACCCAAUCCAGUUGAGCCCUCCGAGCAGCUCAGAUGCUAACACGGCUAGUGCUAAUAUGGCUGCCAUUGAAGAAGAGUUGUGCGAACUCAGGUCACAAUUUAGAACAAGAUUCGAUGUCGUCGACCAGAAGCUGGUGGAUAUGACAAACAUUCUCACAACACUGAAGGACACAGUUAAAGAGAUAAAACAAGACGUGGUGAGCAACACAGCCCACAUCGACCAGGCUGAGACCCGCAUUGAUGAGACAGAAACAGCCCUGAGAUCAGCCAUCAAACGAAUCUCUCUUCUGGAAGCAAAAACCGAAGACCUGUAGAACCGAGGUAGGAGGAAGAACUUGCGUAUCCUUGGAAUAAAAGGGAGCUGAGGGGACAGGGCCACUCACUGACUUUAUAAAGGAAAUGUUCCCAGCAUGGCUGAGGCUGUCACCGCAAAGACAUUGGCGUUAGAACGUGUUCACCGUACGCUGGCUCCCGGGAGACCGAACCAGAACAGCGGUAGUGGUGCCGUUCUCGCUGCUUCAAGAGAAGGAGUUUGUCUACCGGGAGAGUAGAAAGAAGGACAUGAAACACGACGGGCUAAAAAUCCCUUUUACUCAGGACCUUUCAGCAGAAACGGUACGUGCUCGGAGAGGAUUUCAACCCGUGAUAAAGAACUUUAUCGACAUCAGGGCCUUCCGGGUUUCAGUACAAUCCGUGCAAGCUCAGGAUUCUGUAUAAAGGCAAGAUUCACCUUUUUUCAACACUGCAGGAAGCCGAACAUUUCUACAAAGGAAUCCCGCAAGCAACGGCAGAUACCGAGGGAGUGUGUGUGUUGUAUAGUUUUACAGCGAUGACCUGCAUGUGAUCAGAACGUUGUUUACUUUGACAUAAAAAGAGACACGAACACUCACCUGGGUGUUGACGCUCAGCCAUUUGAACAAAAUCAGCAGCGUGACGCUCGAGUCGACAGUCGGCUGCAUCCUGGAGCUGCACAGGCGGACAGAUGGACCCAUCUGGUUCUGGAGGAUCCACUGAGGACCGACAUGCACAAAGUUCAACACAAUCAAAGAUCCGGACCAGAGAUCCUCAGUCUGUCUCGCUGUGCCGCCUGCUACAACCAGAAGUCUGACUCCACGUAUCGGUGGAGGAACGGCGGUGAGUCCAGCUCUUCUGAUGAAGCUUCUGGACCAGAGAUGGAGUCGGACGCAGAGUUUAGCUCCAGCAGCAGCAGCACUGAGGAUGUUGUAGCAGAAAAACCUGAGAGGAACUCACCUGUACCUGGAGACAAUGCUGAGGAUGAACCUAGAGGACAGGAUGGAACAUCGGAGAACCAGGAUGAGGAACAAAUGAUUAAAGAGGCGAGACCAAGAGCUCCAUUCAUCAGGUCUGUGUCGCUACCGUCCUCCUUCACUCCUCCAUUGUCUCGCCAUGAGAGGUUCAUCUCCACCCUCCAUCUGAAGGUGUUGUCUCUGAGUGACGACGAGGACGCCGUCUACUCCAUCUGCAAGGCAGAGGAAAAGGAAACCAAAAGAAAAGGAGGCAGGCUCAACAGUCUGAUUCCUCCAAUGCCAUUUCAGCAGAACCAGAUGGGGUUACCGUGGCAACAGGGGUCACAACCUACAUUACAGCAACAACAACCAUCAUACCAGUACCAACAACUACUACCACAUCAACACCAGCACCACCAACAACCACAUCAGUACCAACAACUACCACCAUAUCCCUGCCAGUACCAGCCACAACCACAUCCCCUCCUACAACAAUUACCACAUCAACACCAGUACCACCAUCAACAACCACCAUAUCCCUGCCAGUACCAUCAACAACCACCAUAUCCCUACCAGUACCAACAACUACCACCACACUAGUACCAACAACACCUAGCCUAGUAUCAACAACACCUACACUAGAACCAACAAUACCUAGCCUAGUAUCAACAACACCUACACUAGAACCAACAACACCUACACCACUACCAGCAACACCUACACCACUACCAACA
Amphiprion ocellaris (clown anemonefish) is the source of this 2324-nucleotide messenger RNA. RefSeq names its product protein phosphatase 1, regulatory (inhibitor) subunit 1C (gene ppp1r1c). Gene Ontology annotation, cellular component: cytoplasm. Bases 1366 to 2190 code for a protein of 274 amino acids. Gene Ontology annotation, biological process: intracellular signal transduction. The record is from RefSeq and is a predicted model, not a curated record. Gene Ontology annotation, molecular function: protein phosphatase inhibitor activity. Lineage: Eukaryota; Metazoa; Chordata; Actinopteri; Pomacentridae. The transcript has 4 exons.